This is a messenger RNA of Aegilops tauschii subsp. strangulata, 2328 nucleotides long. RefSeq lists its product as uncharacterized. The record is from RefSeq and is a predicted model, not a curated record. Gene Ontology annotation, biological process: regulation of transcription by RNA polymerase II. Lineage: Eukaryota; Viridiplantae; Streptophyta; Magnoliopsida; Poales; Poaceae. Gene Ontology annotation, cellular component: SAGA complex. Gene Ontology annotation, molecular function: transcription coactivator activity.
GCGCCGACCCGAGCAAGCGCCAACCAGCAGCGGCGGGCAGCGGGCGGCGCGCCACUUCGAGAUUCCGGCGGGCGGGCGGGCGGGAAGCGGCGGGCGGGCGCAAUUCGUCUCGGCCGGGCCAAUCCGCGGCCCCGCCAAUCCGGAGGUCAGCUCAAUUCCCCGUCGGAUUCGUGUCGGUUCGCGCCCAUUCCCCGCCGGAGAUCCGGGCGGCACGAGCUCGCCGGCGCCCGGGAUCAUGCCUCCAUUGCCCUAGGGUUUGGCCGGCACGCGCAAUUGGUCCGCCCGCAUGCUUGAUUCGGGCCAGCGGCACCGCGUCCGGGGCGGCUGGUAGGCAAUUGGUGCGCUGCCACUGGAGAUGAGAUCCCCUCCGCGGCCGGCGAGCUGGGAAUUGGUCUACGGCCUCGCGCUCUGCGGGAGGCGGCAUAAGCCCUAGUGAUUUGAUCCCGAGCUGGGUUUCGUGCGGAUUCGUGGCUUCUGUGCUCUGUCUGCCAAUCACAUAUUGGGGGGUUCCGAGGGAGGGGUGGUGGUUGUAUGGAUACAGUUAGAGGGGAGGCUUGGUCAAUGGCUCCACCUCAGCAGCAGCGGCAGCCGCCGGGGUCUCGGGGCCCGCAGCCGCCGCCGCCGCAACAGCAGCAGAAUGGUCGCAUUGAUCUCCGGGAGCUCAAGGCUCAGAUGGAGAAGCGGCUUGGUCCGGACCGGUCGCGGCGCUACUUCGGCUACUUGAGUGGCUACCUGUCGCAGAAGCUCAGUAAGCCUGAUUUUGAUAAGAUGUGCCUGCUUACAUUGGGCCGGGAGAACCUCCGGCUGCACAACCGGCUCAUCCGCGCGGUUCUCUACAAUGUCUACCAGGCACAGUGUCCACCUCCACCACCAGAUGUUGGGAGGUCUGCCGGACCGUCGGCGAAGAAGGUUUCCCAGGCUGCUGGAUCGCUUAAUUCUUGUAAUGGGGAUGCCAGGCUGUUACAGGUCCAAGGAUCGAGGUCUAUGGGCGCACUGCAAGAUCAUCAGUUAAAAGAUCGGUUGAAACAUAUGGGCCCAAAUGGUAGGGUGGAGGCUGUUGCCAGUCACACCCAGGUUGUUCAUGGGGGAUCUGCAGUUACAGAGAAUGGCGCAUUAAGUUCAAUUGAGUUGAAGAGAUCGGUGUCUUUUCAACAAUGUGAAGCUGCAGAGCCAUUGGCAAAGCAUCUGCGUGUGGACCAGUUGCUACCUGAAAAUGCGCUUAGGCAAAGAAGAAUUAUGAGCGAUGCUGCAGGUCAUUCUGCUCAAAUGUCGAAAAGUCCUGUGCGAGCUCCACUUGGCAUACCCUUUUGUUCAGCAAGUGUAGGUGGAUCAAGGAAAUUACUGCCGCCAGCAGUUAAUUCAGGGGAAGAUCACUUCAGCAGCUGUUAUGAGCAAGGUCAGUUGUUGAACACAGAGGUUCUACGUAAGCGCAUGGAGAAAACAGCAGAAACACUGGGUCUGGCAGGUGUCACAAUGGAUUGUGCUGAACUUCUGAAUAAUGGUUUGGACUCGUACUUGAAGAACCUGAUUAGGUCAUCCGUUGAGUUAAAAGGAGCUGAUGUUCGAAGAGAUGCAAAAAAAGGGGCAUCAUACAAGCAGCAUGCCCAUGGAAAGCAAAUUAAUGGUGUUUGGUUGCCGAACCAAGUUCAGAUGCAGUCAAGCAGUGGACAAUCAGAUGCUACAAAUGAUAGCAGAAGUCAACACUUGAUCUCUGCUCAUGAUUUCACUGUAGCCAUGCAGCUAAACCCUCAGCAGCUUGGGGAGGACUGGCCAGUCCUCCUUGAGAAGAUAUGUCUACGUCCUUCGGAGGAAAAUGACUGACAGAUGGAGCUUGCUAGUUCAGAUGAAAUUUUGUCCGAUGUAUUUCUUCGUGCCCCAUCUGAUGUACAUUCAAGCUGAAGUAACAAUACUGCAGUCACAUCAUAGAAGAUGCAUGUUUGGGGAUCAAGGCAGAAUUCUGCUCCCAGAUUUGUAGUGAAAGAAAGUCAAUUCUUUUGUCCUGAUAACUGAUGCCCCAAUAAAGGAAGUCAUCUUCUGUUCAUGCUGCAUAGGGCCCAUUAGCGCUCCCGCGGUGGAGGCUGUUACAUCCAUAAGUCCCGACUUCUAUGUAACAUCUGGCAUAAAGGGACAGAGGACAGCAAAAUGCAAGUGCUGUCUUGUAACUUAUAGGAAAAUGUUCUGUAAGUUUCUAGGUCAGGAUGUACAUUAUUGAUUGCAAAAUUUUCUAGAGUAUCUUCAGUACUAAUUCAGGAUCAUGGAUGUUAAUUUUAUUUAAAUUCUUUGUAACUUUUUUGCAAGUUAUAUUCUAGAUCCAAUAUUUCUCUUUUC